Molecule: messenger RNA, 861 nt
Organism: Branchiostoma floridae (Florida lancelet)
Lineage: Eukaryota; Metazoa; Chordata; Leptocardii; Amphioxiformes; Branchiostomatidae
Product: very low-density lipoprotein receptor-like
Exons: 5
Coding region: 16-861 (281 amino acids)
Cellular component (GO): plasma membrane
Molecular function (GO): protein binding
Source: RefSeq, a predicted model, not a curated record
CCCGGGAAGCAAAUCAUGGCGACCGACUUGCUUAUGAUUGUAUGCCUGCUGUCCUUUGGCAAUGUCUCUCUGGCACUUCAGAAUCCCGGCUUCGGCGAAGAGUGUCCCUUAUCAUUCGGUUUGUCCAGUUGUGACAGUGGUGACGCCUGUUUCCAUGUGCUACAGCAAUGUGACGGUUGGGAACAUUGUGAAGAUGGUUCUGAUGAAGAAAACUGCACCGUGUGUCCUUUAGCAGACUAUUUCAAGUGUCCAAAUAGCAGCGCGUGUCUCCCUCCAGAGCUUGUUUGUGACGGUGGCGACGACUGUCCAGAAGGUUCGGAUGAUGAGGAAGACUGUUGGAGCAAAGAAUAUGAGGAAGAUUGUCGGAGCAAAGAGUGUUACAACUCUGACGAUUUCAAGUGUGAAAGUAGUGGGGUAUGUCUCGAUCCACACCUGCGAUGUGAUGGAAAUGAUGAUUGCCCGGAUGGCACGGACGAGAGACAUUGCACGGCCGAUGACUGUCCCUCCCCCAUGCUGUUCUGUGAGCCAGGAGGGCCCUGCGUUCCUGCCGCGAGGCUCUGCGAUGGUGUCGGUGACUGUCCGGACGGGUCCGAUGAGACUGACUGUGUAUGCACCGUUGUCGAGUUCCAAUGUGAAAACAGCGGCAGUUGUGUGACGCCAUCCGGGGUGUGCAACGGACUCCCCGACUGUGGCGACGCGUCGGACGAGCUGUUGUGUCCGCCCUGCCAUGUUCUCCAGUUGGAGUGCGACGGGAAGUGCCUGCCGAAGUACCGCGCCUGUAACGGGAUAGACGACUGCACAAACGGGGAGGACGAGAUCAACUGUACAUCCGGAGAGUUGGCCGACCAUACAUUACCUUAA